Messenger RNA from Vigna radiata var. radiata (mung bean), 333 nucleotides. RefSeq lists its product as uncharacterized. Lineage: Eukaryota; Viridiplantae; Streptophyta; Magnoliopsida; Fabales; Fabaceae. The record is from RefSeq and is a predicted model, not a curated record. The transcript has 2 exons. The coding region runs from base 1 to 333 and encodes 110 amino acids.
AUGGAGAGCGAGUGUGGGAAGCAAAGGCAAAGUGGUGAGGGGAAGAGGAAGAAUAACCAAACAUUUUCAGAGAAAACAAAGGAAACUUUGUCCAAAAUCAAGCGACAAUGUUCUCGCCCACGCGCCGGAAAUGAACAGAUGCUCUGCACCAUCCACGACAACACAUCACCUGGCUACCAGUGGCUGCUUCCUGGUUGGGUGGCGGAAGAACGCCACAUGUUGUCUGGCAGAGUCUACAGGUACUACUAUGACAGGGAAGGGCGUCAAUACAGAAGCCAGAGCGAGGUUGUAGCUCUGUGGGAGAAAUUCGGAAUGGUUCUCAUUGACAACUAA